GCUUGUCCGCUCCCCCCACCGUCAGCUAUAAAAUCCGGGCUCCCCUUCCUCGUCGACCAGUGACGGCGACCAUGGCGAAGAAGGCAGCAAACGGCAAGGCCCCUACGACGGCAUCCCAGGACUCUGGCGCGGACGCGCGCCCGCCCUUGGGCCGCUAUGUGUACCUCGUGAUCGCGUACUUUGCGCUCGCGUUCUUCUGGCAAGUGGGCAAGGUGCUCGACGGGAUCAAGGACCGGUGGUAUGUCUUCGACCCCGAGAGCCUGCACCAGGUCUCGCAGGCCGCCGUCGCGACGCACCCGGGCGACAUGCCCGCGAUCGUCGACUACAUCUACGCGAACCUCUCCGCGACGUACUCCCCCUCGCAGAUCCGCCUGAACCCCAACUCGUCCGAGUGGAUGUUCAACAACGCGGGCGGCGCCAUGGGCGCGAUGUACCUCAUCCACGCGAGUAUCACCGAGUACCUCAUCAUCUUCGGCACGCCGCUGGGCACGGAGGGGCACUCGGGGGUGCACACGGCGGACGACUACUUCAACAUCCUGGUUGGGGAGCAGUGGGCGUUCCGUCCGGGCUCGUAUGAGAGGGAGGUAUACAAGCCGGGUGAUGUGCACCUCAUGCCGCGCGGUGUCGUGAAGCAGUACAAGAUGCACGAAGGCGGCUUUGCGCUCGAGUACGCUCGUGGCUGGAUCCCGCCAAUGCUGCCCUUCGGGUACGCCGACACAUUCUUCUCGACGUUGGACUUCGGCACCUUGUGGACGACGACCUAUGUCACUGGCCGCGAGAUGAUCGGCAACCUCCUCAUCGGUAAAAUAUAGUAUGCAUAGCUACUUAUUGUACACCGUGCGUACAUAAUGCGGACAGUGUGUCCUACUCCCUCGUUCUCGUAAACCCGCGUGUGAAGUUCGUCGUAAGCGUGGGAA
Messenger RNA from Schizophyllum commune H4-8, 917 nucleotides. RefSeq names its product ERG2 and sigma1 receptor-like protein. Lineage: Eukaryota; Fungi; Basidiomycota; Agaricomycetes; Agaricales; Schizophyllaceae. Gene Ontology annotation, cellular component: endoplasmic reticulum. The record is from RefSeq and is a predicted model, not a curated record. Bases 72 to 812 code for a protein of 246 amino acids. Gene Ontology annotation, biological process: ergosterol biosynthetic process. The transcript has 3 exons.